Molecule: messenger RNA, 1017 nt
Organism: Cinclus cinclus
Lineage: Eukaryota; Metazoa; Chordata; Aves; Passeriformes; Cinclidae
Gene: S100A10
Product: S100 calcium binding protein A10
Exons: 3
Coding region: 136-429 (97 amino acids)
Cellular component (GO): cytoplasm
Source: RefSeq, a predicted model, not a curated record
UCACGGUGACCGCCCCGUGCUCCCCCCCCGCCCCCACCGUGCCUAUCCCGGGCCGGGCCGCGCCCCGGCACUGCCCGCACCGCCACCGACCCCGCCAGCAGCACCGGCACCGAGCGCAGCCCCGCACGAGGCAGGAUGCCGUCGCAGCUGGAGCACGCCAUGGAGACGCUCAUGUUCACCUUCCACAAGUACGCGGGGGACAAGGAGCACCUGGCCAAGGAGGACCUCAGGGCACUCAUGGACAAGGAGUUCCCGGGGUUCCUGGAGAACCAGCGGGAUCCCAACGCCCUGGACCGGAUCCUGCGGGAUGUGGAGCAGAGCCGCGAUGGCCGCGUUGGUUUCCAGGGUUUCUUCUCCCUGGUGGCCGGGCUCACCAUCGCCUGCAAUGAUUACUUCGUGCUGCACAUGAAACAGCGCGGCCGCCGCUGAGGGGGCGUCACCCCAAACCCGCCCGGGGGCGUCACCCCAAACCCCCCUCGGACCCCGUCCCGACCCCAAAUGUGUGCCUUGACCCCAUUUUGGGGUUCUGAACCCUCCAGGAGAGCUGAGACCCCCACCCGAGGGUGUCACCCCAAACCCCCCUCGGACCCCGUCCCGACCCCAAAUGUGUGCCUUGACCCCACUUUGGGAUUCUGCCCCCCACCCAUGGGUGCCCCUCGCCCACCCAUGGGUGUCACCCCAAAGCCCCCUCAGGCCCCAAAUGUGUGCCUUGAUCCCUCCUUUGGGUUCUGAGCCCCCCCAGGGGAGCUGAGACCCCCACCCACGUGUGCCCCCCACCCACCCGGGGGUGUCACCCCAGACCCCCCCCUUGGAUCCUGUCCCAACCCCAAAUGUGUGCCCUGACCCCACUGCAGCAAUCCCAAAACAGCCCCGGGGGUCUCCAGCCCCCCCCCCCCCCCAGGGGUUCUGACCCCCCCCUACCCAUGGGUGCCCCUCACCCACCCGGGGGUGUCACCCCAAACCCCCUUCAGUGUCCCCCUUCCCCCUUGGGGGUGGCCCCCAAUAAAGGAGUUUUGU